AUGCAGGCCAACGCCCCGAGUGUCCCUCCAGUCGAUCGCACCGACUCUACGCCAUCGGAGGCCGCCUCCAACGCCACUGGAUUCGAACGUCCCCCAUCACAAGGCCACCAGCGAAUAGUGUUCACUGAUGCGGUUGCCCUCCGAUACCUCGAAGAAGACCCCUCGACCGAUGUGCUCCAGCGACGUGUAGCACUGCAAGGCUACGAAAUUUAUGUCGUUGAGCAAUGGGCCUGCUCUCGCGUACAUCCGACGUUCAUCAUCUCGACCUAUACUGGUGACCCUUCGCAUACAGUGAUUGUGGGAGUAUUGAGUGUUCCAACCAAUGAGGCUACAUGGUCACCUCGGUUACGGAUGUACUUUGACGCCAUGAAGCAAUGCCACGCCAGAAGGAAGGAAACACCACUAGGGACGGUCAUGGUCACGGAUUUAUCCUCAUUCCCUUCUGCCCUGAGUCUAAUUCCAAUACCCGACGGCGAUAUAAAGAAACACCGGGAGGACUUUAUUGUAAAUGAAAACUUAAAGAGACUUGGGUGCGCAGGCCGCGCGGGCUUGAAGCUUCAACCUCCCUCAGCGGCGACCGAAGCCAAGUUUCAUCAGCUGUACCGAACGAGUGAGAGAAUUACUUUGUACAGUGCGGUCAUGGAAUUGGUCAGACAGUGCCAGAUUGCCUUGAUGGUGUUUGACAAGCUGGCCCCGGAAUAUGUGGACGGGCUACUCUGUGAUGUGACCGAGGCAGCUGUUAGCGAUUGGUGGACAGAUAUCGGGACGGACCUGUACAACAUUGAGCCAAGCGACAGCAGCCUAGGACCUACCAGCGUGGCUGCGUUGCUGGGCACGUUGCUCGGAGCUCGAAAUCGACUGCACGCCUAUGGCGCCCCUGUGGGGAAAGACGCGUUCGACUUCCCUAAUAUGAAAAGAGGAAUUGCUGGAUUUCAAAAGUCUCAAAAAAUGAGGCGGUCGCGACGACUGGAUCGAGUUACACUGGACCGGUUACACCGCGUCACGGCCAAGGCUGCCAAUGCAGAAGGCUGGACCGAUGCAGUGAAAUCAACCAUGGCGGAGCUCAGUGGACAAGGUGGUGAGAUGGUUAUGGGGAUGGUCCGCGGGCGUGACAAAGGCGGCAUUGCCGAUAUCGAAACACUGGAUCUUGACACAUUCGUACAGUGCUGCAAUGGCGAGAGAGCAAAGUGGCUGUGGCUGGGCAAACCGCGCAAGAGUGGUGUUGAAGACGGGUUCACUCGCGGGACUGGAUCGGAUAUGAUGUUUACCACCGAUGAACAAGGUGGUUAUGUCUGGACUAGUCGCAAGAAAAAUUCGACAGAGGAUAUGUAUGCCGAACGAGUAGGCUCUGGGCUCGAUCGUCCUUGGAAGAUACCGGAACCGACCGCUGAAGAGAAAGACCACCGAAAGAAGGGCGUCAGCGGACGAGUUUCGGACGCGCGAGCAGGAUUAGGGCGUUUCAAGGAUGCAGUGGGCCUGCAGGGCCUUCGCCAUCACCAUCAUUCUGCACGAGAUAGCUCCGAGUUGACAACCGAUCUUGCAUACCGUCCGUCCAUCGACAGUGACAACGAGGCACCGUCAACAAAAACGCGGACUGCCUCUGGGCUCCGGUCAGAUAGAAAGAUAUCAAACGACAUCGAAAAGCUCAUUGAGGAGGAAGAGAAGCCUCAAAUGUCGCCAACUCCCGACUCCGAGAGAAAAGCUCCUGAAAUCCAUAUCGAACCUGUACCAGAAGAUGAGCCAGAAACACAAGCUCAAGACUGGCCCAGUACACAGCAGCCUCCAGUCAUUGAGGAAGAAUCCGAUAUGGAACGCGUUAUGUCUCAGUCGACGGCAGCAUCAACGGAUCGCGAACGUGACCGCGACGGUUCGAUCAGCGGGAUAGCUGUCAUGGCCCUGCGGCGGCCGCAAAGUUACGAAGAAUUCCAAAGCCUUGAAAGUGAGAUUGAACGGCGGGACAACUUCUGCGCACGACACCUGUCGUUCAGCACAGUUGAAGAAGUGGUAUUGAAGUGGGAGCCGCUAGGCGGGAAACCAACGGUCAAAGAAACCGAUAACCUGGAGGAGGCCAUCGCUCAAGAAGACAUGCUUGCCUCUGAGGGGCGCAUCUUCAGCUCGCGGAUUCAAGAGCUGAGCCAGCAUACCGUGCCUUGGGUUGAGCGACAAGUGGAAUCCGUGGACGGUCUCAACCAACUCCUAUAUGACCGCCACGAAGAGCUCAACUCAGUCUAUCUGGAACGAUUCGGCGACUACCAGAGACUGCGCGAACGAUCCAGUGACAUCCUCAUAGAUGAAAGCCACCACCUCGCCGAUGGCGUGAAACGCGUGGAGUUGCUGGGCGCCAAACUGGACUACGAACUACACGUCCUCGAGUCUAAAGUUGAGGACAUGGAAGCCGGCCUGAGUGACUUUGACCGUCACAUUGUGAAUGUCGAGACGAGAAUCAAAGCCCUGGUCAAAGGCGAGGAAGAGCACGACACUUCCUGGACCGCAUGGAUAGCGCGAUCCAUGGGAUUCUCGACCUAA
Messenger RNA from Penicillium mononematosum, 2526 nucleotides. RefSeq names its product putative Sin3 complex subunit (Stb2). The coding region runs from base 1 to 2526 and encodes 841 amino acids. The transcript has a single exon. The record is from RefSeq and is a predicted model, not a curated record. Gene Ontology annotation, cellular component: Sin3-type complex. Lineage: Eukaryota; Fungi; Ascomycota; Eurotiomycetes; Eurotiales; Aspergillaceae.